AUGGUUUCAAUAAAUUACAGGCCAAGUAUGGAAAAAUCUAGUAUUGAUUUGAAUCGUGAAACACCAUCGACAUCUGUCUCUGAAACCCAACCUGAACAUGGUGUUGAAGGGUUGAAAAAUCAUGCCAUUGUGGGGAAUGACCAAACUUCUACACAUUUCUGGGCUCGAAUCGCAGAAUACUACAACACCAACCAAAAAGGUGAGCAAGCAAGAACUGGAAGGCAAUGCAAAGAUCUUUGGAACAAGAUGAAUCAAAAGGUCGUGCGUUUCAAUGGGUGUUAUAAACGAGUACAACAUGCACAUCACAAUGGUUGGUCUAAUGAGCAAAUUCUUAAGAAUGCACAUCAAUUGUACAAAUAUGAAAACAGCGACUCAAAUUUUCUGCUUGUGGACUGUUGGAGAUUGCUAAAGGAUGAGCUGAAAUGGAAUACAAUGUACCAACCAAAAGGUGGUAAGAGAACAAAGGUGUCAGAAUCAGUAGCAUUUACUUCUUCUUCCAAUGCAGACAUCAGUGAUGAUGAAGUACGUGAAGUGCGCCCUACUGGCCAAAAGGCAGCAAAGAGAAAAGGGAAGGAAAAAAAAGACACAUACUAG
This is a messenger RNA of Humulus lupulus (European hop), 594 nucleotides long. Its product is annotated as glutathione S-transferase T3-like. The record is from RefSeq and is a predicted model, not a curated record. The coding region runs from base 1 to 594 and encodes 197 amino acids. NCBI's taxonomy places the organism in Eukaryota, Viridiplantae, Streptophyta, Magnoliopsida, Rosales, Cannabaceae. The transcript has 2 exons.